Molecule: messenger RNA, 507 nt
Organism: Penicillium verrucosum
Lineage: Eukaryota; Fungi; Ascomycota; Eurotiomycetes; Eurotiales; Aspergillaceae
Exons: 2
Coding region: 1-507 (168 amino acids)
Source: RefSeq, a predicted model, not a curated record
AUGGCACCUCGAAUAUCUCCACAAGCUGUGCAAGCAGACAAUACGCCAGUCACACACGUCCGUGUGGUGGUACACACCCUUGGUGCAGCUGGUCCUAACACCAGCGAUAACCACUGGUCAAUUUACUUGAUUCAUCCUGAUGGUGUGUCGUCAACUCGAAUCAACAUGAGGGCUGAACUCGAUAACCCGACGGGAAUCCUUGAGUGGACUCGGCAUGGCUACGUCCAAACCACAUCUGCAAUCACAUAUUGGGACUUCCCGGUCGGAGUAGGAAUCACUACAUUAUUCUUCGCACGUCUCAUCUUUAGUCGUCACCGUGAUAAAUAUGAGAUGUCCGGGGGAGGUUCGGGCUGCCGGUGGUGGGUCUACACGAUCAUAUCUGACCUAUCGGAAAACAACUAUAUCCACCAGGGUGCCCCGGGUGAGAUUUGGCCCAACCUAUUAUUUAUUUAUCACAUGAAUAAGGAGCGAAAGUCAUUACAUAUGGUUUACGGAGAAUUCUAUUAG